Messenger RNA from Daldinia childiae, 2847 nucleotides. Its product is annotated as Peroxide stress-activated histidine kinase mak2. The coding region runs from base 1 to 2847 and encodes 948 amino acids. Gene Ontology annotation, molecular function: phosphorelay sensor kinase activity. The record is from RefSeq and is a predicted model, not a curated record. Gene Ontology annotation, biological process: phosphorylation; phosphorelay signal transduction system. The transcript has a single exon. Lineage: Eukaryota; Fungi; Ascomycota; Sordariomycetes; Xylariales; Hypoxylaceae.
AUGAACCGAGGGCCUCGAUUCACUAGGGCUAGCGAUUCUCAAGGCAAGGAAGCUCCCGACUCGUCGAAGGAUAGCAUGCGUAGGAUUUUUACGCAGGCUUCGCAGUUAUUAUGCCAGCAAGCCAGAGCUACGGGAUGUGUAUUUACCGACGCUGCAUCGGGCCUGUUCUUUGGUCAGUCUGAGGGAGUAAUGUCGCCUCCAAAUGGUACCGAUCCAACCGCAUCUUCGGAUGUCAAUUUCGAGUCAACAGAGGACGAAGAAGCCGACGCCGACAAGGAAGGAGAAGAUGAUUCAUCUCCUGGACACGGAUCCACAUUAUCUCAGAUUGCUUUCGGCGAUCGACUGGAUGAAAUGGCUGACGUCCUUGGCAGUGAUGGCGACGGGUCUCCGCAGGGGAUGAUCAAGCGCAAAAAUCUCAAGAAAUUCAUUAUGCGCUAUCCGUUUGGAAAAUGUUUCUACUUGAAUAAGGGACGCAUCGUAUCUCAUCACAGCAUGACGCUCGACGAAGUAGUUGUAGGUGGAGGCUCCAAUUACACAGCUUUAAACACGUCAACACAGGAUAUAGAAGACCAACCCCAUAUGCUAUUACCGCGAGAGCUUCUCAGCAGCAUACCAAAUGCGAAAUGGCUGAUAUUCCUUCCCCUUUUCAAUUACGCCCAAGGCCAAUGGUUUGCGGCAGGCUUUAUUUGGGGCGACGACUUCAAGAUGGGCGAUCCCGACGAUGCAUUGCCCUACUUUAAAACCUUUGGAUCCUGCAUGAUGAGCGAGGUGGCGAGCAUGGAGGUCUUAAACACGAAUAUUGCCAAGUCUACGUUCAUUGCCUCCAUCUCUCACGACUUGCGUUCUCCGCUACACGGAAUGCUGGGAAGCCUAGAGUUCUUAGAAGAUACUAUGACUUCAGCGUACCAAACGAGUCUAAUCGGCGCAAUUGAAACAUGUGGCAAGACACUGUUAGAUACCAUCGACCACCUCCUAGAUUACGCAAAAAUCAACAACUUGAACCGUGCGAGCGCGCGACUUAGCUCCCCAAAGGAAAGGAGAAUAUGGAAAGGAUCGCGCGACGUUGGGGAACCUCUAUCGACAAAUUUCGAUCUUGCCCUCCUUUUAGAGGAAGUCGUCGAAGCGGUCUUCGCCGGCCAGACAUUUCGCAAAAUCAACCUCCGACAACACGACCCUGUCGACGAGGCAUCUGCGGAAAUAAAGUCGAUGAGUAUCGAUGAUACAUCGACAACUGAAGAACAGGUUCACUCUGGCAGUGUAAAAUUCUCAGGAAAGGUCUUCUUGAUACUUCAUAUCCAACGAUUGGCAUCUUGGCAUCUGCAAGGACAAACGGGUGGCCUUAGGAGGGUGAUAAUGAAUGUGGUCGGAAAUGCUAUCAAAUACUGCAGAACCGGUAGCAUCGACGUCUCAUUGGAGGCAAAGGAAAUCACGCCGUCGAAUUACGAGGUGGAUCUUUCUGUAAAGGAUACCGGUAUCGGUAUGUCGAAGAACUUCCUCGCAAAUCAUAUUUUCAAACCUUUUUCCCAAGAAGACUCAUUUACACCGGGUACGGGACUUGGGCUCUCUAUCACGUCACAAAUCGUGAGAAACAUGGAUGGAAAGAUCAAAAUUGACAGCGAAAAGGGGGUUGGGACACACGUUAAUAUCACUAUUCCGAUGAAGACUGCUGACGCCAGUGGAUCUUGCGGUGGAGUCCAAGAUGAUAUCCAGCGCGAGGUUAUGAAGGUUACGGCAGGGAAAAAGGUGUGCAUUUUGGAUCCCCUUCUUGGUACCCAUAUCAAUGGAGAGCUGCCCAAACUGGAACUCUCCAUCUCUAGUAUCUGUCGGGAAUGGUUCAACAUGGAUGUUAUCGAAAGCAGGACUGUCGAUACCGACCCAGACACAGCUAUUUACAUAUAUGCUGAGCCACCACCGAUAGAACUCCUGGUAAGACAACACAUCAAGCGAAAGGAGAUGGGCUAUACGGGUAAAGAAGCGGCUUUGCUUAUCGUCUGCACGAACGCUUUCGAGGCCGCGGCCCUACGGGCUGCCGGCGUUAAGGAUUUAAUUUCUCUUGGCAGAAUAGUCGAAGUUAUUAGCCAACCCGUAGGCGUGCGCAAGCUAGGAAAAGUCCUCCUUCAGUGUCUCCAACGGGUGGAAGAAAGCUUAAAGCAUCAGGAUGAACUUGCACGGUCUAGGGCACCCUCGCCAUCUCCCGAGAGCAGUCGAAAUCGGGGAUAUAGUUCAGAGACUGGGUGGAAUGCCUCAGCGGUCGUAUAUGACCAGACGGAAGGUCGAUAUAGGCCUUCGAUCGAAGCUCUAAAAUGGAAAUCCGAUCAGCAACAGUUAAAACUACCAUUAGAUCAGAGCAUUCAGGCAGGAUUUCUACAUCCCGGUACGAUCAGUAAUCCAUCCGCUUCCGCGACUAUCCCGCACGGCCGUUCUCGAUCUGGGAAUCAUAUUAGACGAUUACCUCGCGUCCUUCUAGUAGACGACAACACGAUCAACCUCAAGCUCCUGGUGACAUUCAUGAAGAAGAUCAAGUUGCCGUAUGCCGAGGCCAUGAACGGGCUCGAAGCCGUUACUCAAUUCAAAGAAACUAAGGAACCUUUUGACUUUGUGCUGAUGGACUUACAGAUGCCUGUCAUGGAUGGGCUCGAAGCAACACGGCAAAUCCGCGAGUUUGAACAGGAAAGAGCAGGGGAACUUACUGCUGCGCCACCGUCAACUAUAAUUGCCAUAACGGGUGUCGGCAAUGAGGCUACGCGCCAAGAGGCCAUGGAUGCGGGCAUGUCGCAGUUUUUAACUAAACCUGUUAAGUUUAAGGCUUUACAGCAGAUUUUGUUGGAGCAGGACCAGCCGUCUUGA